Molecule: messenger RNA, 980 nt
Organism: Phyllopteryx taeniolatus (common seadragon)
Lineage: Eukaryota; Metazoa; Chordata; Actinopteri; Syngnathiformes; Syngnathidae
Gene: cib3
Product: calcium and integrin binding family member 3
Exons: 6
Coding region: 55-618 (187 amino acids)
Molecular function (GO): calcium ion binding
Source: RefSeq, a predicted model, not a curated record
GGUGCCCUACGACAGCGGCGAUGGAACAGAGGCUGGGCGUCCGCGUGCUCCAACAUGGGGAAUAAGCAGACCGUCUUCACGGCAAGGCAGCUGGACGCUUACCAGGACUGUACAUACUUCACAAGAAAAGAAAUUCUCAGACUCUUCCACCGCUACCACGAUCUGGCGCCGCAGCUCGUUCCCCUCGACUACACCGAGCAGCCAGAUGUGAAGCUACCAUACGAGCUGAUUGGCAGCAUGCCCGAGCUGAAGGACAACCCGUUCCGUCAGAGGCUCGCUGAGGUUUUCUCCGAGGACGGCCAGGGAAACAUGACGCUGGACGACUUCCUGGACAUGUUCUCGGUUCUGAGUGAGAUGGCACCACGCGACCUCAAGGCAUACUACGCUUUCAAGAUUUACGAUUUCAACAAUGAUGACUUCAUCUGCAAGUCGGACCUGGAGAAGACGCUGAACAAGCUGACGCGCAACGAGCUGACAGAGGACGAGGUGCGCAUGGUGUGUGAGAAAGUGCUGGACGAGGCAGACAUGGACAAUGACGGCCGUCUGUCGCUGGAGGACUUCCAGCACAUGAUCGUCAGGGCACCGGACUUCCUCAGCACCUUCCACAUAAGAAUAUAAGGAAGGGCAGUAAAUCCAACGAUCACCUCAGAAUGGAUUUACUAUUCUAUUGUACGGCGGAAGUUGAGGAGUCCUCACAUCUCUGCUUCCGGAUCUUUGGACGGAAACCACCGAUUUUUUUUAUACAUAUAUUUAACUCCUAUUAGAAACACUUUAUUCGAGCCUAUGUUAGAGUUUGGGUUUUUAAAUCUACGGGGGAUCCAGUGACCCCUGACUAGACGGGGCAGAAGCAUUCAGCACACACCUGCCACUAAGGCCCAGUUGUAAUGAAUGUAGUCAAGGUCCAUAGCGGGAACUGAGCUUGGUUGAGUCUCCACUGAAUGUCCGCCAGGACGUGGAAAUAAUAAAGCAUUAUGAUUGCU